ACGCGUCUGUCUGUAAUAGUAAUUGCCUGUCGUAUUGCAUUUUGAUAUUUUUGAAAACUCCGGUUUAUUGAUGAAAAAGUGAAUUCAAUUUUAUUAAAGCUAUAGAAAACAGGAAUGGCCUUCAGUGAAGUUUGUAGAAUUUGUUUAUGCGUUAAUGUUCGCAUGCUUGUACUAAAGAAGACUAGUCUCCGAAAUUUGUACAAAACAUUGACGAACAGUUUUAUGGAUGAGGAUGAGGAGCCAAUAAUUGUUUGUUUCACCUGUCAUGCAAGACUCAUUCGUUGCAGAACAUUACAACACCAGGCUAUUGAGUCAAAAGCAGUUCUGGAGCAGUUGCUUGCAGGAGGGUCCAUGGUAUUAUCCGUUCCAUCCAUUAUAACUUAAAAGUCCCUCAUAGAUUGCUUCAUAUAGGAGGGGUUUUGCCCAAUUUGCCAUGUUCGGCAGGUUGGCAACUGCAGUUUAUAUUGGUCUGGGUCGUUAUCAGGAAGAUGCUGUUACCCAACUCCUAUUUCUGUUUCCCUAUGUUGCAUCUUACGGGGAUCAAACCCGGGUUGCUCGCAUACUAUGAAGCUUACAUCGAGCGCUAACCAUCUGAGCUAUCACGGCUCUUUAUACUCUAUUGUAUAUAAAGGAAAUAUUAUCUAUAUGUAAUAUUACUCACUAAACAAAAAUCAACAAAGAUCUUUGUCAAUUUACAGCAUUUGUGAAUCUGUUUCAAAAAAUUGUUUAGACUUGAUGCUCGGGAUGGAUGAACUAUCUUCAUUCUUUAUUUAUUUAAUUUUAUUUGGAACCUUUUGUCUGGAUUUUAUUAACCCUUAAUUACUCGCGUGGGGUAUAUUUAACCCCACGGCGUAUUUGAAGCGUCGUAUCUCCGCCAUUUUUAAAGUUACCUCCAUGCCGUUCUUAGUAGCUGCCUAAAUACCUCCCCCCGCCGCGAAUCAGUCACGAGCGCCGCUCCGUGUCGUGUGGUUGUGUCAGGAGAUCGUGUCUGGGGUAUAUAUUGCCCCACGCGAGUAUUCGUGCAACUUUUUUUGGACAAGUGAGUAUUUUUAUUUUUAUUUUUUAAUGUGCAGUACAGAUACUAAAUGGUUAGGUUUUUUUACUUAUCUUUGUUUUCUGUUCUUUUUUAGGUUAUAACACCUAAAAUGGCAAGUAAGCGUCUUUCUAACUACCAGAUUCUUGAGUGUAUAUUAGAAGACGACGAAGAAAGCAUCAUAGAUAGUCCCGAUGAAGAUGAGGGAGACGAUGAAGUGAUCCAGAGUGACCACAACUCAGAAUCUGAAGAAAGUGCCAAUGAAACCGAGUUAGAAUGGAGUGAUGACGAUAAUGAACCGCUGAGUAGACACGCAAGUAAAGAUUCUGAUAGCUUUUAUUUAUCAAAAAAGAAAUGCACAAAGUGGGCAAAAGAGCCGCCGCGUACUAGCGUUCGAGUUCGUAGACACAAUAUUAUGAGGGAAACACCAGGACCUAAGGGAGCAGCCAAGGAGAUACAUACAAUGUCAGAAGCAUUCUUUUGUAUGUUUUCAAUGGAUACUGUCAAUUUAGUACUGCAACAGACCAACGAUUACAUAAAAUCGAUACAAGGAAAAUUUCAACGCGAACGUGAUUGCAAAUUCCUAGAAUACGAAGAACUUUUGGCUUACCUAGGUUUGCUUUACAUGUCUGGUGUGCUGCGUUCAUCUCACUUGAACUUCAAAGAUCUGUGGGCUACCGAUGGAACAGGCAUCGAGUUUUUUCAAAACACAAUGUCAUUCAACAGAUUUCUUUUUAUAUCAAGAUGUGUUCGUUUUGAUGACAAAAAUACUAGAUCUGAAAGGCAAAAGACAGACAAACUAGCAGCAGUCAGAGAGUUCACUGAUUUGAUGAAUAAUAAUUUCAUCAAUAAUUACUCUGCAUCUGAAAAUGUCACCCUAGAUGAACAAUUACCUGCCUUUCGAGGAAGAUUUUCUGGUGUUGUUUAUAUGCCCAACAAACCCACGAAGUACGGCAUAAAGCAUUAUGCACUCGUAGACUCGGCAACAUUUUAUUUACUGAAAUUUGAAAUUUAUGCUGGAGUACAACCUGAGGGUCCAUAUCGAAUGCCUAAUGAUACAGUAAGUUUGGUAAAGCGCAUGACAGAACCCAUCUGGGGUACUGGUCGAAACGUUACGAUGGACAACUGGUUCACUAGCGUCCCUCUUACAAAUACGCUUCUAAAAGAUCACCAGCUUACUAUGGUUGGAACUAUUCGCAAGAAUAAGCCGGAAAUUCCAACUUGCUUCCAGCCCAAACGAACACGAGCUGAGCAUUCCAGUCUGUUUGGUUUCCAAGAAGACGUAACACUUUGCUCUUACGUUCCAAAAAAAUCUAAAGCUGUACUGCUGAUUUCGUCAAUGCAUCAUGACAAUAAAAUAGUUGAAAGUGAAAAGAAGAAACCGGAAAUUAUUUUGUACUACAAUCGCACGAAAGGUGGCGUAGAUACCAACGACCAAAUGUGUGCUAACUAUUACGUCGGCAGACGUACAAAGAGAUGGCCUAUGGUUAUAUUUUAUCACCUUCUCAACGUUGCUGGUAUCAAUGCAUAUGUCAUUUAUAAAAAUAAAAUUGACCACGGAAUAUCAAGAAGGGAGUUUUUGAAGCAUCUUGCAGUUGAUUUGGUAAAGGCUCGCCAACAAACUCGAGCAACUAUACCACAACUGCCUAGGGCCGUACAAAAACGGCUAAAAAGAAAUGCUCAAGUUCAGGAUCCUAGCCCCACUUCCAGAGGUGGUCCAUCGACAACUUAUAAAAGGUGCCAUAUCUGUCCAAGGUCGAAGGAUAAAAAAAUAAGAUUUAUGUGUGCCAAAUGCCACCAGCAAGUUUGUCACGACCAUUCCACUAUGAUAUGUGAUAAAUGUAUUGAUUAAAAAGUUCCUAAAUUUAAAGUUUCAUAUCUUUAAAAGUUUUUAAGGAUACUAUUACAAUUUAGAACAAUGUUGCCUCUUUCAAAUUUUUAUAAUAAAAAAAAAGUAUGUCAUUAAAAAUAUGUCAUUAAAAAUAUGUUUUAUUGUACCUUUACAAUUGGGGUUAUAUAUUCCCCACGCGAGCGUAAGUGUAACUAUAUGGACGCGAGUAAUUAAGGGUUAAUAUUUGGAGUUAUUGUCAGGAAGAUGCUGUUACCCGUUUCCUGUUUCAGUUUCCCUCUGUCCCUUUUUACGACAUCUGCGGGAUGGUAUGGUAGUAUUGAUUCUCCUACGACACCACUACACUGGCUUUUUCUCUUAUUUAACAAAAGAAUUUGGUUUCAGUCAGUAACAAAUCAUCAUGAGGCUAGAGAUAAGAUUCAAUUCACACCAAUUAGUCAUAUAGAUAUCAGGCCAGUAGAGUGUGAUGUAGAAAAUAAUUGUAAGGACGAAAUAUUUAGCCUUGAAUCUAUUAAAGUUGAGGAAGAGAAUUUCGAAAAUGAGAAUUCUACAUUUGAAGAAAGUGGGAAUAAUGAAAUAGGUAAGAUAUACACAUUUUGUGAUAUUAUUAAAAUAAGGUACAAUUUACCGAAUCGCAAGUAGUUACUGUAGCUCAUGGACACAAAAUAAAGAGGGUUUCAUGUGCAAUGUACUGAUUUACAGAUUUGCUUUUGCCUAAAUUCAAAGUGCAUGUUAAAAGCACUCUCAUAGAGAAAGAAAAUUACAAAUUAAAUAAUUAUUUAAGAGAUAGGCAUGUAUGGACAUCAUAAUUAAAAAAAAAAAACAAAAUGUUUUAAAAUGCUCGG
Messenger RNA from Parnassius mnemosyne (clouded apollo), 3727 nucleotides. NCBI's taxonomy places the organism in Eukaryota, Metazoa, Arthropoda, Insecta, Lepidoptera, Papilionidae. The record is from the annotation of a GenBank genome assembly.